AUGCGGGUGCUCGCUGUCGACGACGACCCGCUCUGUCUCAUGAUUCUCGAGCGAAUGCUGCGACAAUGCUCUUACUCAGUGACGACAUGCAGCCGCGCGGCAACGGCGCUGUCGCUGCUGCGGGAGAACCGCGACCGGUUCGACCUGGUGAUUAGCGACGUGUACAUGCCCGACAUGGACGGCUUUAAACUGCUCGAACUCAUCGGCCUCGAGCUCGACCUCCCCGUUAUCAUGAUGAGCGCGAACGGCGAGACGAGCGCGGUGAUGAAGGGCAUAACGCACGGUGCGUGCGACUACCUCUUAAAGCCUAUGCGCAUCGAGGAGCUGCGCAACAUCUGGCAGCACGUCGUGCGCAAGCGCACCACUCCGCGCGACGCCGGCGCAAGGGACGCGGACGCCGCCGGCGAGUGGGACGAGGUCAAACCCGGCACGUCCGCUGCUGCUGGGGGGGACGCUGGCGGCGGCGGCGGCGGCGGCGGUGGCGGGCGGGGCGGGAUAAACGACGAGGGUUUCGUGGAGGGGAUGGGGGGCGGAGGCGGAGAGGGAGGGGGGAGGGGAGAGGGAGGGGAGGAGGGAGGGGAUAGUGACGGGGAGGUGGGGGGCAAGCGCAAGAAGGAGGAGACGGUGGAGGAUGCGAUGAUGCUGAAGAAGGCGCGAGUGGUGUGGUCCAUUGAGCUGCACCAGCAGUUCGUCAACGCUGUCAACCGGCUCGGAGUGGACAAGGCGGUGCCGAAGCGAAUAUUGGAGAUUAUGAACGUGCAGGGACUCACUCGGGAGAACGUUGCUUCGCAUCUGCAGAAGUACCGUCUGUACCUGAAGCGGCUAAGCGGGGUGAACCCACAGCCGCACCCAGUGGCGUCCUUCCAAGCCACAGAAGGCAGUGCGUUCGGGGGCACGCUGCACGUGCAGCUACCCGGCUCUCGCUCCUCCAAAACCCCUUCCAUGAGCCUAUCCGAUGCUGUUGCUGCUGCUGCCGCCGCUGCUGGUGUUGGAGGCGGGCUGGGCGGGGCUGGUGGGAUUGGGGGUCGAGGGGGAGGGGGAGGGGGAGGUGGUGGUGGUGGCGGCGGUGGGGGCCUUUUUGCAGGUCUUGGCGUGUUGGGAGGCUUAGGCGGGGGGGAUGGUGGUGGUGGUGCGGCUGCUGCUGCUGCUGCAGCGGCGGCAGCAGCAGCAAUGGUGGCCGGUGGGGGUUUGGACGCGUCCACUCUAGCCACAAUCGCACAGAUUCAAGCCAUUCAGCAGCAACAGCAGCAGCAACAGCAGCAACAGCAGCAGCAGCAGCAGCAGCAGCAGCAGCAGCAACAGCAGCAGCAGCAGCAGCAGCAGCAGCAACAACAGCAGCAGCAGCAGCGGAGGCAGGCAGGCGCAACAGGUGGCAGCUCCCCAUUGGCCCAUCUGGCUGCUGGAGGAGGGGGGUUUGGGAACGCUGCCACAGCAGCAGCCAUGGCAGCAGGGUUGUUGGGACCUGCAGCGUCGGGGAUAGGAGCAAGCCAUGAGUAUGGAUCAGCAGCAGGGGAAGGUGGUGGUGGCGGUGCUGCUGGUGCGGGUGCAGGUGGUAUGGCCGGGAUAGCCCAAGCGCUAGGCCUUCAGAAUCUGUCUCCCUAUGAGCUGAACCUGUUACUGCAAGCUCAGCAGGAGAGCAUGGUGCGACAGAGGGGAGGAGGGGGGGGAGCAGCGGGGGGAGGCGGAGGGGGAGGGGCGGCUGGGCUUGGCGGUAUGGACUCAUACCUACAGGCUUUGGCAGGGCAGGUGGGAUUGAUGGGUGGUGCUGGUGCCGGUGGUGGUGGUGGAGGAGGAGGAGGUGGAGGCGGAGGUGGGGGUUCUGCUGCUUCACCAACACAUGCUGGGCUUGCAGGGCUUGCUGGUAUAGCAGGGCUGGGUUCAGCGGGCCUGGCAGGGGGAGGAGGCUUGGGAGGGCUCUUGGAAAUGGCUACAGGGACAAUGGGAGGAGUGGAUAACGGUGGAGGAGGAGGGGGAGGGGGAGGAGGAGGAGGGGCAGCAGGGCUGCAGGAAUAUGCGGCUCUUAGGGCGACUAUGGCCGCGUCGGGAUUCAAUUUGGGCGGUCAAAAUAACACUGCUGCGUUGAUGAAUCUGGGGAUCUCGCGGGGGGUUGGAGGAGCAGCAGCGGGCGGAGCGGGAGGAAUAAACAGCAGCCUUUUGGAUCCGUCACUCAGCUCUCUAGCGGGUGGUGGGGGAGGAGGAGGUGGAGGAGGAGGAGGAGGGAGGGGUGGGCUGAAUGACCCUAGUCUUUACUUGGCAUCGGAGCUUACAGUGGCUGGGGCAGGAGGGAGGUCCGUGAGGGACGAGUAUGGGUUGGUGGCGCGGGGGUUGGCGUCGCAAGGGGUGGAUAAUGAACUGUCGUUGUUGCAUCAGCUUAUGGGGCAACAGGGAGGGAGGAAUGGGGGAAUAACGCACUAG
Messenger RNA from Closterium sp. Naga37s-1, 2415 nucleotides. Lineage: Eukaryota; Viridiplantae; Streptophyta; Zygnematophyceae; Desmidiales; Closteriaceae. The record is from the annotation of a GenBank genome assembly.